AUGGCCUCCUCCGAGCCUAUACUGUCCUCCAUUGCAGGGAUUGACCCAUCACCUCGCUAUCUAUCCCCUAAAGAGGUCGCUGAACUUACGGACUGGUUUGGCCAAUGGCUAGCAAAGACUCCUAUAUCUAGUAGGCAGCUCACUCUUCGAAGUCUCCUCAAGGAGGUCCUCCCUGCGGACAGUUAUUCAAUCUUUGCUGUUGCUGAUGGCAUACCUAUCGUCUAUGACCAUGCCAAUCCUGACAACCCUCUCAAUUCUGUUUCUCGUCAUCUGCGCUUCAUUAUCAUUGCUCUUCCAGACAAGGCUCUCCAAGAAACAUUUAAGCUCAAGGAGGCUAUUCUACGUCGGACGCUGUGUAUUGUUGGGAGCUCUAGUCCUGAUUCAAAGUCGAAAUUUCUCCAGUGCGCAAGCUGGGAUCCGAAAGGAUUAAAUCAGAAACACGGAUUCGGCCUCAUGCACUUUUACGAACGCUUAGGGCCGGAUUGGAUCUAUGUUGGCAAUAGUCUGAACGCGUUCAAUACCCUCUCAAUCAACCGAGGUCCAUUCGAUGGACAUGUGGGCGGUGGUUUAAUUAUGAAGGAACUCACGAGCCCAUGGACUCACUGGUUUGACACCAACCGCGACGAUUUUAUAAGCUCCCUGGGCUCCACCAAAGGUCAUCCAUCGAAAUGUGACCCCAACAAUGCUCUCAACGACGUGUUAUUCAGUGGACCCAAUGGGCCUCCUCUUUCUCUCGUUCGACGGGCAGAAGACUUAGAACCUAUUGUCGAGUUGUCAGUCUCAAAGUGGUAUGAUGCCAGAUUCGCGCAUGACUUUUUAGACCCAGAUGAUCUCAAGCCUCUUCCAAAGACCACCGCUGUCAGAGAUUGGGUUGGUCACAUUUUACUCAGUCGCAGUAUGAAUAUUGCUACCAGUCCAACGUCCAACGCCGAGGUUAAACAACAGGCUAAUAUCAACGGGAUACCUGCGACGCUUUUCUUUAACUUGAAUGCUAUAGAACGUCUGCUUCCUGAUGCGGGUCCUUCGAAGGCAUAUACCGUUGAUAAUGCAGUUUAUGUUCAAGCUGUCGAGUCGCUGGGGUUAAGUUUGUAUUACGAUGAUUUUUCAACUGAUCCCCCGACACAGAGCCUUGCAGUUAAGGGAUCAGAAGGACCCUUCGCUUUCCCAAUCAUCGAACCUGGCUUGGAAGAUUAUCAAGGUAUCAGAACAUUGGUUAACAAAUCUAGCCUCGCAACUCUACUCCCACAAAAGGCCAUCACAGCCAUGCUGAUGGUUGAUUUUUACAAUCCCAUCUACUCUGCUCGCCGCGAAGGCCUGAUGCAGUACGUGCCCCAUAACGCGUCCCUCAAGGAAGACGGGAAGACGUACGAUGCAUAUGAUCAGUUCCUCGCCAACCUGAAAGCAUCACCGGCGUCGAAAGACCCUAAGUCCGCCGAGUUCGAGCUCCUCCAACUUCUUGACACUCCGGAUGAGUCCUACGUCGAAAUUUUCACCAAACGAGUCAAUGCGUACCUCGAAAAAGUUGCGGAGCGGAUGAACAGUGAAGCGAAUAUCAAGGUUUCAGCAGUGCAAGAAUAUAUGACGCUCGCAGACGGUCGGAGGAGGUUGUAUCGAGGUCGAGAGAACCAAAAAGAGUCAGCUGGGCUGAAUGAAUUCUUGCUCACUUUACCUAUAAUGGAUCAAGCCCUACCGCUCAUUCGCAUGAUGGAAGAUGGGACGGUUACAGACAUGGAUACUGCGGAGAUUGCGUUUUUCAGCAAGAAGAAUCAGGAGAAAAUACAUGCUUUGGAUAUGUGUUACGCCAGUGCCCCUGGAUUGGGAGGUUGUCCAGCCAUGAUGGCACAGAGACAUAGUCCUUAA
Psilocybe cubensis is the source of this 1860-nucleotide messenger RNA. RefSeq lists its product as uncharacterized. Lineage: Eukaryota; Fungi; Basidiomycota; Agaricomycetes; Agaricales; Agrocybaceae. Bases 1 to 1860 code for a protein of 619 amino acids. The transcript is spliced from 8 exons. The record is from RefSeq and is a predicted model, not a curated record.